AUGUGCGAAUACGAUGGCGCUGUGAUGCGUUGGCGCGACCUUCAGGAUGCGGCUGACUAUGGUGUGGAUCCUUGCUCUCCUCGUCCUCGCCUCCUGCGCGGAGAAGCUGGCCGCUGCCGGAGGGAUUUUGGCAACCGUGAGAGCUGCGUUGCCAAAAGAGGGGACCACUCCUGUGCGGUCCCAGUGGAGAAUCUCUUUGCUUUCUACAAAAUCACACUAACCGCAGAGAAUCAAAAAAUCCAAGCUAACUCCUCGGAAAAAUGCAUCCAUGGGAUGAGCGUCAUGAAACUGAAUGCACCGGAGGUGAGUGUUGCUGUUGCAAACAAGUCCCGAUGUUUCCAUCUGGAGUGGAGCCUGCCUGGUGACGAGGUGCUGUCUGCAACGGAGGCACAGUACGAAAUCCAGUUCCGUGACAUGGCAGAGGAGUCCUGGACGCAAGUAAAUGUGACCAUGCAGAAUGCAACGGCCCUUGCGGACAUCUGCGGUGUGUCCCCCUUCACCAACUACUCUGUUCGGGUGCGGGCAAAAUAUCUCCUCGGUGCUGCUUUCCAAAGCGAUGGGGGUCCUUUCUGGAGCGACUGGAGCUCUCCGCGAUUUGUGAGGACCCUGCCUGCGGUUCCAUCUACAGGGCCAGCACUCUGGAGGAAAUUAGGACUCCGUGAUGCUGAUGGGAACAGAGCUGUUGUCCUGAUGUGGAAGCCCUUGAAGCCAAAAGAGGCAAACGGAGAGAUCCUGGGGUACAGCCUCCAUUCGCAAAGAGAAGGGGAGCCCGCUAUCCCACGAUGCCUCACUCGAGAGCUGCAGUGCACACUCUUCCUCCCAGCCGGAGAGGAGUUUACAUUCCUCGCUGCGGCCAGCAAUGUGGUGGGCGUCUCCCCUCCAACCAAACUUGUGGUCCCCCCCUCGGAUGGCCAAGAAGCACCACCCUCCCAACUACCGGUCCUGGUAUGUCCAGCAGGGGACCAUAGCCUCCUUUUACAGUGGUCUCUUCCCAGCUUCCCAAAGAUGGGCUAUGUUUUUGAGUGGGGUCAGCUACCUGAGAAUCAGGGUGAUGACCUGCACUGGCAUUAUCAGCCAGGGAAUGUGGACCACGUGAUCAUUACAGAAGCAAUCGAGCCAGGAAAGCUCUAUGGCCUGAAGAUCUUUGCCCUCAUUGAUGGCAGCAUUUGGGUCUGGGGUUCUACCAGUGCUUAUUCCAAGCAGAUUGCUCCGUUUCGGGCACCGACUUUAUAUCCCGUCCGAAUCUGGAAGUCCCAAGUGGAGCUAAAGUGGGAUUCGCUCCCCUUGGCGGAACGAGGCGGAGUGAUCCGGAACUACACCAUUUGCUACAAGGAAGAAGGAAAGGAUGGGCAGACGGUCGUGCUGGACAGCGCUGUCCGUCGCUACCUCAUUGAGGGCCUGGCUCCUAGUUCCAUUGUAGCGGUCACCAUCACGGUCGCCAACGACGGGGGAAGCCUGAGUGGGCCUGUUCUCUCCAUCCGGACCAGGAACUCUGAUUACGGUGAAGCAGAAGUAUUGUUCUCAAUCUUUUGUGUGGGAUUCCUCCUUCUCCUUCUUGCUGGAUCCCUGGAAUUCUCUUCUCCUCGCGCUGAGAAAUGGAGGCAAGAUUUUCUCGGUCUGACCAUCAACAACCUCCUGAGAGUCCUCCCAUCCCAGCAGGAGGAGCCAGGAAAGAAAACGUUCUUGGGAAACCGGUGGCUGGUUGAGGUCCCCGGCACUUUGCAGAAGGUCAUCCCAGUUACCAGAAAUGGGGCCGUCUCUUUUGGGAGUGGAGGGCAGCCCAUGUCCACCGAGAACGAAAUGGACUACUCAACGGUAGUCGUGGUGCAGAAGAACUGUGGUCCCAGUGACCCACAGAGCAGCCCUUAUCGUUCACAGUCCCUUUCCAAGUACCAGGAUCUUGCAAUGUCUGAUACUGGAUUCACGUUUGGCCAAGGGGUCUGGCUGCAGAAUUUGGCCUACGAGGCCCCGUUAGAUGUUGGGUCAUGCAACAGAGCGUUUGAAUCCAGAGGCGAAUUUUCACUUCUGGUGAGUCUUGUGACAGUCAGAGGAGUCCUCCACCCUGCUGACAGCCCCCACGGGAGACGAGGAAAGAAAACCUAA
Molecule: messenger RNA, 2103 nt
Organism: Rhineura floridana
Lineage: Eukaryota; Metazoa; Chordata; Lepidosauria; Squamata; Rhineuridae
Product: interleukin-6 receptor subunit beta-like
Exons: 13
Coding region: 1-2103 (700 amino acids)
Biological process (GO): cytokine-mediated signaling pathway
Cellular component (GO): external side of plasma membrane; signaling receptor complex
Molecular function (GO): cytokine receptor activity; granulocyte colony-stimulating factor binding
Source: RefSeq, a predicted model, not a curated record